AUGCACGGCGUCAAACGCACGCCCAAGACGGCCACCACCGCCGAGGCACGCGCCGCACGCGCCGCCAAGGAUGCCGCCAAGCUGCGCGCCUACCUCGACAUCGAGCGCACCUUCUUCGAGCACCGCCAGCAAUCGCGCAAGGACGCCACGGCGCUCGCCCACACCACCACGCUCCUCACGCUCAAUCCGGAGCUGUAUACGGUGUGGAACUAUCGCCGCGACAUUCUGCUGCACACCUUCACGCAGCCCGCUGACGACGAUGCGCCAAGUGCCACGCCAGACGUGUUUGACGUGUUUGGUGCGCUGCGAACCGAGGCUGCGCAAUCUAGCACCGACGCUGACGAGGCGAGAUUGGUGCGCAACCGACAGCUGCUGGACGACGAUUUGAGCCUCACGGAGCAUGCGCUGCGUGCGCAUCCCAAGGUGUACUGGAUCUGGAACCACCGCAUGUGGUGUCUGCGCCACUAUCCCGCGCUGUCGGCCGAUGCACAGUGGGCGUGGCGACGGGAGCUGCGGCUGGUGGAAAGGAUGCUCGAGCUCGACGCACGCAACUUUCACGGCUGGAACUGUCGGCGUGCGAUCAUCGACCACCUCGCGCUUGCCGUCGUCUCGUCCGCCCAGUGCGACGCGCUCGCCGGCGUGGAAUCAUCGCACGCGUCGCUCACAGCACUGCUCACGCAUCCGACCAUCGUGGCGGCGGAAAGGGAUGCGGCGAAGGACGUCAAGAAGGAGCUCAUGCGGCUGGCCGAGACGGAGCUGGCGUAUGCGCUGCGCCAGAUCGAGCGCAACUUUUCCAACUUUUCGGCAUGGCAUCUGCGCUCGCAGCUGCUGCCGUGCGUGUGGGUGGCGCAGAGGCUCACGCCAGCGCAGGAGGAGGAGCGUCUCGACAAGGAGCUCGAGCUGGUGCAGCAGGCCAUGUAUACGGAUCCGGCGGAUCAGAGCGUGUGGUUCUACCAUCGCUGGCUUAUCGAUCGCCUCACCACACCGUCGCGAGAGGACAGAUCGAGGCUACGGGCCAAGUUGGGGGACGAGGUGCGCGCCAUCGACGAGCUGCACGAGCUCGAGCCGGACAGCAAGUGGUGCGCCAUGAGCCUCGCGCACCUGCACACGCUGCUCGCGCAGCUCGACCCGGCGCAUGCAGACGAGCACCGCGCAAGCGCCCAGCAUCGGCUCGAACGACUCGUCGAACUCGACCCGGACCGUGCUCAGCGCUACCGUGACCUGCUGGCGGGCCGGGCGAGAUUCUGA
Molecule: messenger RNA, 1248 nt
Organism: Moesziomyces aphidis
Lineage: Eukaryota; Fungi; Basidiomycota; Ustilaginomycetes; Ustilaginales; Ustilaginaceae
Source: the annotation of a GenBank genome assembly